CUUGAUUUAUUUGUGUUAUUAAAAAUAGUUACUUUCUAGUAUUAUUUUGACGGCCAUUGUCACUACCGAUAUAUCCAGUGUUGUUCUCUAGCACCGCCUUAAGACUAAACCCAGUUAUACACUGAUUAUUUUAAGCAAGCCUUACACAAAGAGGAUAAAUAAGUUUAACAUUUUCAUAUAUUGCUAAAAUGGACUCCUUCGUCAAAAAUAACCAUCGCUUAGAAACUGGCACUGAAGAUUGUGAAGAUUCGCUUAAAAAGGGAUUAAAGCAGUUAAAAAAAGAUAGCGAAAUCAGUAAUCUACGUAGACAGUUAGCCAUUAAAGAACAAAGUAAUGACGCUUUGUAUAUUGAAAAUAUUAAGCUACGUAACAGUGUUGCAAGUAAAAUUAAUAAGACAAAAGGAUUCAUUGAAAACAAAUAUAUGGAAGAAAUUUGUUCACUACAAAAUAAAAAUCGCGAUCUCCUUAAGAAAUUGGAGGAAUGUGAGAAAUACAAUGUUGAAUUAACACUUACUCUAGAUGACAAAAAUAAAAAAAUUCACAACCUGCAAGAUAAAGUUAAUAGCUUGGAAGUUAAGAUAUAUUUUAUAAAGGAAGAGUUAAAAAAUAGUUCUCAACUUUUGGAACAUACUAAAAAGCGCUUGAAUGAGAUCAACGCAAAACUGAUUAACUCUUCAUCUGCUCGAGAAAAAGAAAUACGAAACAGUGAACGCGAGAAUACCGCAUUACUAACAGAAAUGGGUUAUAUUGUAGACAGUUUUUACAAAGCAGAGUCGACAUACCAAGAAAAAUUAAACAAGCGUUUAAAGAAAGAGAAAGGCGAACUCGAGUUGAAGUAUGAAACGUCCCUAAAUGCGUUAAAGAGCUUGGCUCAGGAAAAAGGACUCGAGUUCGCCAGCGGUAUGAUCGACUUCUGCAAAAACGAAAUCGACAACCUUAAAACUCACUCAUGCAGGGGAGAUAAAACUACGUACGAGCUUGAACAAAAGCUUUUCACUAAGGAACACGAAAUAGCAUGUUAUAAGAUGGAAGUUUUAAGGUAUGAAUGUAUUUUGAAUGAUCGUGAGAACAAACUUAAAGAAAACAAUAUUUCAUAUACGAAUAUUAAUAGACUUACAUAUAACAUAAGUCAGGAUCAGAUAAAUUCAAUUCAAUUGCCUUUUGUGCUUGCCAACAACAACAUCUGAAACUCUUAUGCUAUAUUUCAUAUAUAAAACUAUUUCGGAUAGAUUUAAAGCUCGUAGCAGUACUUCUAUAUUCAUUUAAUGACAUCAAAUGAACGACAUCAAGCAACGAACCAACAUGGAAUACUUUUAAAAGUUUAUACCCAAAAACCAAUUUCCUCAAUAUCAUUGCAGUUAAGUGCAGCACGCGGCAACAUUGACUUUCAAACUUUUACUGGUGAGGAGCCUCAGACCCUCAGACCCUAAUAUGCAACUUUUUGUUUCUAAUAAUUUGAACGCAAAAUGAAAAAUCUGGUUUUACGUUUUCACAUUGAAUUUUUUUUGGGUACUUAAAGCAAAAAGAGUUAAUUUUACUUUUUCCAAAAGAAACAACGAGAUUUUACAAAAAAAAAAAUCAAACUUAAGAGAGGAAAAGAAUGUUUGCAACAAAUUGCCACCAAUUAAAUUUAUCUUGUUGAAAACUUUUCAUGUAAUAUUUAUAGACUCAACGCCCUGUGGUUAUACACACAAGCAAGACAAGUUGUGAACGCAAAGAAGUUCUUCGUUCGGUACUUACUACACGCACAUAUGCAGUACGCAGUGAGCAGUAAGCAGUAAGCAGUGAGCAGUGAACAGUAAGCAAUGUUAGGAGACACAACGCAAACACAGCCAACACACACACACAUACACACACAUGAGAUAAUAUUUAUAUGCGCGUAUAGCAGAUAUUUUGUUACUCAUACGCAGCGUAAGACCUAACCUAAGCCGGCAAGCAAAAUUUUUCCACAGUGCAACUGUGUUACUCAAUUAGUUUUCAUUUCCCUUUGGGUUAAAAAUUUUAAAACACUUUGCAGCAGUGACUUUCUUUUAAGUUUCUACUGAUUGCACUUUACACAUAACGAAAAAUCUUAGUGAACCUUCAUAAAAAUGUAUGAGUGCGUGCUGUACGAGGACUAAUAAAAUUCAAAGCAAUUGGAGCACUUCGGCUUAGUUGGCGUUCUGUACUAUUCUAUACUAUUAUAGCCCAUUUUUUUUGGCAGUCUGUACGUAGCUCAUUGAAACGAUUUCAUUUACUGUGCAAGUAGUAAAUAGAAAAUAAAUAAAUAAAAUAAAAUCAAGAGCAAAAGUUGGGUGCUCCUGCGUUUGUCUGGUCCGCUACUUUUAUGUUUCAAUUAAUUAACACGAAACCACAUAAACUUCGCAGCCUGUUAUAUCCUUCGAUUUGGCAGACGGUGAACUUUCUUUAAGAAGUAUCAUUAACCCGAGUAUGGAAUAAGUUAAAUGUACCAAGCAACGUAUCAAUGUUUAAUGGCAAUUUCAAAGUGAAUUUCGUAUCAAUAAAAGUGAAUAUACGUACAUUUUUCACUUUCGAAUACUCAAAAUA
Teleopsis dalmanni is the source of this 2547-nucleotide messenger RNA. RefSeq names its product structural maintenance of chromosomes protein 2-like. The transcript is spliced from 9 exons. Lineage: Eukaryota; Metazoa; Arthropoda; Insecta; Diptera; Diopsidae. The coding region runs from base 189 to 1187 and encodes 332 amino acids. The record is from RefSeq and is a predicted model, not a curated record.